This is a messenger RNA of Parnassius apollo (apollo), 1260 nucleotides long. The record is from the annotation of a GenBank genome assembly. Lineage: Eukaryota; Metazoa; Arthropoda; Insecta; Lepidoptera; Papilionidae.
UUGAAACCAGUUACCGACGAAAAAUUGGAAGGCGAUGGCUUUAUAGAUAUUGAGCAUACAGCAGCCUUUACAAGGAUACGAGGAGUUGGCGAUAUGUUUUGGUUAUUCUAUCCAACAGUCGCAAGUAUCCCUACAUCUCGACCCAUAAUUCUCUGGCUAGAUGGAAUUACAGGCGUUCCGCCUAGUCUUUUGGCAAACUUUGGAAUUUUCGGGCCGCUUGACAUCAAUUUAAACAAAAGAGAGAACUCUUGGGUCAAUGAUUACAACUUAUUGUUCGUGGAUGCGCCUGUUGGUACUGGAUUUAGCAGAGCGGAGGAUAACACAACAAUCUCCCGUGAUCUCGAUGACACUGCUGAAACCUUAUUAUACACUAUCGAGUCUUUCUAUAAAAUUCAUGAAAGUUAUGAAAAUACACCUCUUUAUAUAUUUGGUCAAGGUCAUGGAGCACAACUAGCAGUAGCGUUAGGAAUACGCCUUGCUGAGACACAGAGCUUUUCUAAUAAUCUUAAAGGUGUUGUAAUAGGCAAUGGAAUUAUGUCUCCUGCCUUAGCACUUACAAAACUCGGUUUUUACCUUGAGGAGCUUGCUUACAUAGAUGGAAAUGGACGGAAUGCUAUCGAAGAGUUUUCCACCAGCAUAAAUAAUUACACCAAUGACGAGCAAUUCGAAACAGCCUUUGACACAUUUUUGUCUUUGGGAACAUAUGUUAAUGAAUACGCUGGUGCUAUAGCUGUUAAUUUAAAUUACAUUAUAGACAAAUUAAGCCAAAAUACUUCACAAGAUUCUUUUGGAUUAAAUAAAUAUCUCCGAGACACAGUUUAUACAUCAGAUACGGACCUAUACAAGUUCAUGGAUGAGACGAUAGCACCCAUUCUAGGUAUAUCUGACAAUGUCAAAUAUGAGGAGCAACGUGACGCUGCAACCCAAGCUUUUAGAUCAUCAUUCAUGAGACCAGCAGUAGAUAAAGUCGAACAUCUGCUUCAAAAUACAAAUGUCACGGUAACGGUUUACAACGGAAAUCUAGACGCGAUCUCCAAUACACCAGGUCAGCUACUAUGGGUUGAGAAUCUACAAUGGCCGGGUCAAGAUAGCUUCUUGAAUAGCUCUCGGAGUACUCUUAUAGUGAAUAGUCGCGUCGAAGGCUACUUCCGACAGUCAGCAAGGUUUCAAUUCUAUUGGAUAAACGCUGCAGGCCAAUCGGUGCCUCUUGACAGUCCAGUAGCAAUGAGAAGAGUCCUUCAAAGUAUUACAAGCAACUAA